AUGUCACGCCAUGUCUCCUACGAGCACGCGCGGAAGUUCCUGCAGCGCUGCUUCGGGAAGCCAGAGCGAAUGCGCUUGCUGUGCAGCACCAAAGCAGGGCGCGAAGGUGGAGAUGCCUUGCAGGUGACAGUGGAAAUUGCACCAGGCGGUCCAGUCGUACAAGUACAAGAGGUGAGUAUGGCUGAUGGAUGGACUGGCUGUCGAUUCUCACCGUCGGCCUUAUGGCUGGCGUUAGCUGUGGCCGAUGUUGACGGUCCGAUUUUCCAAGGGCUGGGGCCGUGUGCCAAAGCCAUUGAGUUCGGGUGCGGAGUGGCCUUAGCCGGCCUGGCCGCCGAUGCCAUCGGCUACUGCACCAGCGUCACCGAUUGCCUUCCCGGGCACUUGAAAAACUUGCAGCAGCACCCUGCGGCACUGCAGGGAAAGCUGGAGGUGUUUCGUUUGGAUUGGAUCGACGACGUCGGCGCGGUGUCACCUGGCUGUGCUAUUGACCUGGGGUCCCCUGAGAAUUUCGCCGCCGAUGUCGCACGCGCAACGCGCGCAACGGACGCAACGGACGCAGCAUGGCCAAAGCUGCAAGAGGAUCGUUUGCAGAGUUACGACCUGGCCCUGGCCAGUGAUGUCGUCUACGAGCCUCACCAUGCCAUUCUGCUGCCAAUGGUCAUUGAACGUUGGCUGAAGCCAGGAGGAUGGUGGGCGGUGGCACUGGCAGUUCGAGAGGAAGACAUUUGUGACUUGGGCUUUGGGAGGUUGGUAGAGCAAUCAUGGGAUACAUAA
Cladocopium goreaui is the source of this 774-nucleotide messenger RNA. The record is from the annotation of a GenBank genome assembly. NCBI's taxonomy places the organism in Eukaryota, Dinophyceae, Suessiales, Symbiodiniaceae.